AUGGAGGUGAGCGUCCUGGCCCUGAGGGACCUGGCGAGCGGCCGGCCGGGGCGGCGGGGCCGCGCUGAGGCGGCCCAAAAGGAAAAUAUAUUUGAUCGAUCCAGGAUGGCACCAAAGACUCCCAUUAAGAAUGAACCAGUUGAUUUAUCAAAGCAAAAAAGCUGCACCCCAGAAAGAAAUCCAAUUACACCUGUUAAGCUCAUCGACAGACCUCAGCCUGAUCCCUGGACCCCCACUGCUAACCUGAAGAUGCUUGUUAGUGCUGCUAGCCCUGACAUGAGGGACAGGGAAAAGAAGAAAGAGCUCUUCAGACCCAUAGAAAACAGUGAGCAGAGUGACACACCUGAUUCAUUACAGUAUGAUAUGGUAGACGACUGCACGGUUGAUGAAUUUGAAAAGCAGAGGCCCAGCAGAAAACAGAAAAGCUUAGGACUCUUGUGCCAAAAGUUUCUAGCUCGCUAUCCAAGUUAUCCAUUGUCAACUGAAAAAACUACUAUUUCUUUGGAUGAAGUGGCUUCAAUUCUUGGAGUUGAGCGGAGACGAAUUUACGAUAUAGUGAACGUCUUGGAGUCAUUGCACUUGGUUAGCCGUGUGGCCAAGAACCAGUACUGUUGGCAUGGCCGGCACAACCUCAGUCAAACUCUGAAAACACUUCAGGAAGCAGGAGAGCUGCAGUAUGGAGAGCUAAUGACCUUCUUCCAGCACAAGGAGCAGGACUUGGAGUACAAAUUUGGAGAACGGAAAAAGGAAGCUAUUCCAGAUUCUCAAGACAGACCGUUACUGGACUUUUCAGAACCAGAUUGCACCUCUGCAUCUGCAAACAGCAGAAAGGACAAGUCGUUGCGGAUUAUGAGCCAAAAGUUUGUCAUGCUGUUCCUUGUCUCCAAGACCAAGAUAGUCACUCUGGAUAUCGCAGCAAAGAUACUGAUAGAAGAGACCCAGGAUACAGUGGACCACAGCAAAUUUAAAACAAAGGUACGAAGACUGUAUGAUAUCGCCAAUGUUCUCACCAGCCUAGGCUUGAUCAAGAAAGUUCAUGUCACAGAGGAACGAGGACGCAAACCAGCCUUCAAGUGGAUUGGGCCUGUGGAGUUCCCUGGAAAGACCGAUGAGCCAAGAGGGCAUAGCCCAACAUCUGAUCCUCUGCCAGGGACACAGAGAGGAGUCUGUGCCCCGUAUCAGAUCUGUGCUACUGGAAAACAAAGAUUUACACGUCACGCUUCAUUUAACGGUGCACAGCCUUGUGAAGGGACCAGAAGGAAAGUCAGUUCUGAGCCCAACAGCCCACGUCAAGAGAGGCAAGCCUGUAUUGUGAAUUCAGAUGAAUAUUGCUCCAAAAUGAUAAAUCUAGCAGCUGUCUGCAGGCAGAAAAUAGAGGAAGAUAGUAGGAAUAAAACUUGUGCCACAGAAACGAUAUUCAAUUCAGCAAGGAAGCCAAGCAUAACCUCACCUCUCUCCCUUCUUCCAGUUCCGGGGGACUCUGAUUUUUGUGUUAACCCUUUGCCUCAGGCAGUUUUCCCUGUGGUUCAGGCAGAUGUGCCAAACCUCUCGCUGCCAAAUGGGGUCAGCAGCCAAGCUCUACAUCCUUGCACGCCAGCAGCCUCCAAAACAGAAAAUGGAAAACCUACCCUGCUCCCUAACCAACCCUUCCUGUGCUUCCCAUCUUCAUCCCUUUUUAUGUUGUGUGGCGGUCUUCAGGAAAAUAACUUGAGGGAGACCCUGCCCACCACAGGAGACGUGGGAAACAGGAGUGCAGAAGCUCAGGCCGCUGUACCUCCAGCUGCCUGCCAGAAACGCAGCUCCCACAAAUGUGCAUCGCCCUCUGCACUAGAUGAUGAAGAGCCAGCUGCUAAAAAGCAGACCAUGGAACAGAGUGAUGUGCCCCUCUCACUUGUAGUACCCAAGAAGCCUUUUGAGUCACCCAAGGCAGAAUCUACCCCAGGAAGUGGCGGUACAUCUGCUGAACAUCUAGAAGCUUUUCGUCUUGACCACGCAAGUCCUGCUGCUCCAGAGGCUGCACACAAGGAGUCUACUAAGCCUUUAGAUUCUCAGGAGCAAGAAAAAUGGUCUCAGAAUAAAGACCCUGAUGAGCCUUCUCCAGCAAAAGAGCACAUCUCUAAAGAAAAUGCCAAUCAACCUUUCCUACCACAGUAUCUUUUUGUUCAGCCUACUGCUGGAUUAAGCAGUUUUAAUUUCCUGUUGUCUGCAAACCAAGCCCCUGGUGCUAUCAGCCUGGCUGCGAGCCAGUUACCUUCUCUGAGCGUCCCCUGUGUCGUGGUGCCGUCAGCAGCCUUGGCUUCCUUCCCUCUCGUCUGUUCUCCCACAAUCACCAGUCCUCUUUCCCCAGUUCCUGAUGGCUCCUUCUCAGCUGCCACCUCCAUGAAUUUCAGUAUGUCUGGCUUGGCAUCAACAACGCCUGUUUUCAUAGGCACCACGGCCGUGGUUACCCCCAAGGUCUCACCCGUGCCUUCGGUGGAUCCCCAGCAACCAGCUCACCCCACUCUGCACCUGAGUCCUGUGCUUGCAAGGUCUUGCGGUGCUGUUAAACUGGACUCCCCCGCGUGUAUGGGGCAUCCAGUGACCCUUCUGAAGCUGCAGCAGCCUUCGUCAACUCCCCUCACUCCCAAGAGCAUUCGUCCUGCACAUCAUGAGGCAUUUUUCAAAACUCCUGGAAGUCUUGGAGACCCUGUUGCAUGGAAGAAAAAUGAAGGCAACCAGACCAGAAAUGCCAGCUCUGUGCAGAGGAGACUCGAAAUCUCUAGUACCAGCCCUGACUAACUCCACUCAUUGCAAAGGGUGGGCAGAUUGUCUUAGGCCCCUGUAUUGAUUACAAGAGAACAAUCUCUUACAUGACAAGAGGAGUACGUCAGAAUGUCAUCCCUUUUGGCAUGCUUCCCCGCUAUCUAUUCACCCACUGGUUCUGCUAACCACAUUCUUCACAAAUCAUCCUUGAUACUGAAAACCUUUUACUGAAUUGUUCUUUCAGUACUGAUUGGAAUUCAGAUGCUGUCCUUCACACGGCCUUGUGGGCAUCAAAUUGUAUUUGUGGUUUUAAUUUGGAAAACACUCUUUAUUGCCGUGAGGAGAUGCAAACACAUUUUCUUGGAGUUCCCAGGGGUUCUUUUUUCAUGGUUUUAAGUGAGAUGUCUAGCACUUAUCUGGGGUAAGCAUUUUUUUUGCAUGUACUCUACUUACCCUGAGUAAAUCUGUGGUGAAAAUGAUAAACUUUUCCAGUUGUGAGAGCAACUGCUUCCUUGGUUCCAAUCUGUCAAAUCCUGCCUCUGCAGUGCAGCCUUUUGCUAUUUAUUUUGUAUGUCGGAGUGGGAUUUAGUGCAAAAAAGUUUUUUUGCAGCUUCAGAAUAACAGAUUUUCUCAGGGUAGGAUUACUUGAAUGUCAGUUGGUGGUUGUACAAUUUGCCCAGCACUUGUUAUUAGAAAAACCUAAUAAUAACACAGUAUGAUUGAAUGUAUACAUGUGAAAAAUAUCAAGACCAAAAUAACUGUGAAUGUUAACAUUUUUAUAAUUGUGUUAAUGAACUGUAUUAUUCCUUGGGUUUUUUUUUUUCUUUCACUCUGAGCAAAAUGUACAAGUUAGGUGUAAAGAAUACAAAACCUGAUUCCUUAAAUAAGUUUGACAAAGUAAUUUGAGAGUGACAAGCCACUGAGAGGUCUGUGCUAAGACUUCAUCUCCCAUUUAAAUAUAUAGUCUAGUCUUUGUGACCAAGGAGUACUAGUAAGUCAUUAACCACAUGAUUAGAUUCAGUCUUACCUGAGUCUACUUAAGUGCCUACUUAGUGGUUUACUUAAGUCUACUUAAGGGGUAUGUACUUAAGUGCCUAACUCUUCACUUGCAAGAAUUUCAUAACAAGUUAAUAGUGCAUUUGAGCAUACUUGGAAGACAAGGGAGAUCUUAUCUUUUGGCAUGUUAUCUAUCUAAACCAUAAAAAAGAAGCUGAAAAGAGCAGGAGCCAUGGAUUUUGGAAGUGGGAAAAAAAUUAAUCUGUAUUCCUUAAGAGAAGAUAAAGAAGAAGAAAAGUCUAACGGUUAACAUUCAGAGUUCUCAAAUAAUGCAUGGUGCUAUUAAUAACACAGGACAUAAUUUUAAGAGUUAAUGCUCUUAUGCUUGGGUAUGUUUUCACUGGUGUAGCAAUCUGCAAUUAAAUUCAUGCCAUUUCCUGUUUAAAAGACAGAAAGUGUUGCUGGUGACAUCAUGUUACUCUGGACUUUUAGUAAACAUAAGGCCAGCAUUAUCAGCUCUUCUCAUUGGUACUGGUACUGGUUUUCCAAGGGUAGAUACACUGUUGGAUGUGCUACUUCGUUGGUUGAGGGAAGCUAGGACUUUGGGGGUUGGGGAUUUGAUGAGGUUUUUUAUUUUUAUAAUGAAAUGUAUUAUGGAAAUGGAGUUUAAGAAAGAAUUUUAGUGAAGCUGGGAGUUUGAGUAAUGUGGCCUUAUCUUAGAAUAGACCAAUAACAGCCUUAUAAGGAGGGCUGGUUAGCCCUCGUUGAAAGAAAAUCUAUAGUAGACUUAUCAUAGGAAAUUUCAGGGGUGGUAAAGAGAAAUCUUCAGACUGCUAAAUUUUAAGGUUUGGUUUGUUUUUUUUUUAAUUACACUACAGUUGUGAAAGUUUACACUUUUUGCUUCUGAAUUAUUUCUUCUUAUACGCCCACUUAAAUUAAUUUCACUUUGAAAAGCAAUGUGUAAUUGGCAUGGUGCUGCCCCUGCACUUCCACUAGUGUGCAUUUGUUGCUCUUGGGGUUGGAAACAGGCUGCUAGGGUUCAGGAUGACGUGGUUGAUGUUGAUUCUCCAAAUCUUGUCUUUUCCCCUCUAGUACAGUGCAGCCUUUUAGUGAAAUGGCAGCUGGGAGCAGAGAGGAGGAUCAGAGCUAGUAUUGGCUCUUCGCUCCAGUUGAAGCGUCAUCACAAAAAUUGCCUUGCUUUGUCAGUAAUGUUAUUCUGUGCCAUAACUAACCUCACUAUACUUGAAAAUGCAGGGAGUGAAAAUGGAUCUUCAGUUUCCAAUUUCUGCUUCCACUUUUGAGUUUCCAUACAGCAGGUCUAGAAAUGAGGAUCGACUCCCUCAGGAUCAAAGCAGUUCGAUGGGUCACAGUUGCAAAAGCAGAUUUGGGCCUGGGAGAAGAAGGGGGUUGAUAUGCUGUCUUGUUUUUGUCAAUGCAAACUUCCCACUAAAAUAGGGGUGGGACCACCGAAGCAGUCGGGCGGCAAAGGGAUCAAUGCUACUUGCAGUACCUGAGCUGCUGAACUAGACCGGUGAGGAGGAAGGGUUGGUUGUCAGGAGGGAAUGAGUUUACAUUUCCUAUCUUUGCCUUCACUGAAAGCUAAGAACUAAAAUAAACUAGGAACAACUCAUCAGCAAAGUAGCUUUGGAAAAGCAGAAUUUGUAUUUGCACUGAGGUGAAGUGUGUACCCAGGAUGUUCUGCAGGGUUUGUGAAACCUUUCUGUCCCAAGACCGUUGCUGAGGAGGGUGAGCGUAUAACUUAUACUUGAAUCUACCUGCCACGUUUACAUUUCUGAUUGUCUUUUGUAAAUUGGUGCUAUUUCUGUAUUUAAAAAGCUGUAUUUUUAAUGUAAAGCUGCUUCCAGUUUGUAUCUUUGCACUGCUAGUUUAAUAUAGAUAUUAAUUUUAUUGCUGUUUAUAACUGUUAUUCAGUGAUUAGACGUCCUGCUUUUCCUGCUCUCUAGCCAUCUUUUUAGCUGUCUGCAUAUAGCUUUACUCCAAUCACACUGUUUUGUUGAAUAUUUUUUUUUAUACUAUCUCUUAGCA
Harpia harpyja (harpy eagle) is the source of this 5784-nucleotide messenger RNA. RefSeq names its product E2F transcription factor 7 (gene E2F7). The transcript is spliced from 12 exons. Lineage: Eukaryota; Metazoa; Chordata; Aves; Accipitriformes; Accipitridae. Gene Ontology annotation, molecular function: DNA-binding transcription factor activity, RNA polymerase II-specific; RNA polymerase II cis-regulatory region sequence-specific DNA binding. The record is from RefSeq and is a predicted model, not a curated record. Gene Ontology annotation, cellular component: RNA polymerase II transcription regulator complex. Gene Ontology annotation, biological process: regulation of transcription by RNA polymerase II. The coding region runs from base 1 to 2778 and encodes 925 amino acids.